Molecule: messenger RNA, 399 nt
Organism: Aspergillus pseudoviridinutans
Lineage: Eukaryota; Fungi; Ascomycota; Eurotiomycetes; Eurotiales; Aspergillaceae
Exons: 4
Coding region: 1-399 (132 amino acids)
Source: RefSeq, a predicted model, not a curated record
AUGUCGGGCAUGGAGCAGGAAUGGAAACCAAAGGGUCGCCCACAGUCGACCAUGGCUCAGGCCUUUUCCUCAACGCUGGAUAGCGUUUUCGCACUGGAUUCGGAUGUGGAUCACCUGUCGCAGACUAUAGAUCAGAAGAGAUUUCAAAUGAUUAUAAAAGCGAGAGAGCUGGAGGAACUGCAGGCCAAGAUCCGGGAGACCGAGCGACGUCUGAAAGCUCGUCAAUCACUCAUCGUGGAUGGAAACGGCUCGGGAAACAGCGCAGGCGCAUCGAAGGUAGACAACGAAUAUCGGACAGCAGAGUCCUCCUCUUCGACCGCGACAUCUCCCACAGAUUCAGCGGGGCAGUACUCCAGCAGUGACGAACAGCCAGAGCAAGACCGAAACCGCAACUCAUGA